AUGGCGACUGCAGGCGAGCCGUGGCUUGAAGGCCUUACAGACGACUGGAUCGCAUCGUCCCGACUGUCCAUUGCUUCACAUACUCCGCUCCCACAGUUCGGAGAAUCGCAACAAGGGCCUUCGGAGUCGAACAGCCCUUGUACUUCGGCACCUCUUCAGCCUAUUUAUUCUUACGCGCCGAUCUUCUCUGAACUGUCUUUAAACAUUUCUCAGCACGCGAAACCCCACGGCGAUGCCUCAGCACCAAAAUCGCCAUUGGACACUGCUACAAUGAAUGUGAAGCCUUGCCAGGGGAAUGAAAGGGGAAAUACACCAGAGUGGAAAAGGAGACUAUUGAGAGGCGAUCUUGUUGCUUCUGGAGACGGCGACUUAUUUGGUCCAACCGAGCUUCAGAAAUUAUUUACACCACCGAAUACUUGUGAAGCCAGAGAGCAAGCGGUGCUGCCAAAACGAGAUGAACGCAUUUGUUCUUUUUCAAAACCAAAACUAUCUGGAAUAUCGCAAAGGUCGAAACUUCUUAGGUCAUGGGACAAGGAAAACAUCAAUCUUACCUGGAUGGAGAGGAUGUCCGAAGUCUCGCCCGCUGAUAUUACGCGACUAUUGCAGAGCAGCCAAUUGAGCAUCAACGAAUGUGACGUUGCCCGGCUAAAGCGAGACUUUUCCAAUCUUAGCCUUAGCUCCGCGGGGCUGUCCAUUGAACAUCUCCCGGGGUGGUCAGCGAGUAGUCUCGAAGAGACCACGGGUGAAGCAGCUAGCCCCAUACCAUUGUCGACAGGCAUUUCGUCGAACCAUCAGCAUCUACAUAUUUGUAGACCAACGUCGAGCGCGAGCGACACCAUCUUUAAUUCACACCUUGAACCGGCCGACGGCCGUCCCGACACAGACGAUUCACUAGAAAUAACAAGCCAAUCACUACCCGAAGGCCUGACUAUGGGAACGCAUGAGUUUGCUACUGCUGGUGGAUUCGGAAACAUGCAUAGAGGUGGCUGCCUGGCCAGCAAUUCCUUCCAGAAACGCUGGCUAAGCCCGUCUUUAGCCGGGUCAAAUUUGCCUUCCUCUAUUGCAGCUUCGCGGUAUCAGAAGUCUACGCGCAAAGGCGAAUCACGAGGCAAGCGAGGGCUCACAAAACUCCCCAGCCCCUUUACUCCCAAGAAGCAGACCGGCGUUUCGCGUGAGCACAGCCAAACUCCCAGUACAAGUGCCAUGAAGUCCUCUGGUAGCCCACUCAAGCUAUUUGGUGAUUACGAUACGUUUACCAGUAAUAAACUUCUUCGUCGAAUGAGCCAGUUCGAAGAAACGUUUGAGGCGACGAUUGAAGAAGGGCCAUCCUGCGCCAUCGAGUCAGACGGCCCCAGCGAAUACCAGGCAGAUUCCCAUAUCCAUGAGGGAGUUGCACCACGUCCCUCUACAAACCCGUUCCCCUCCCCAAACAGCCGAAAACAGAGCGCGCCCCAUAGCUUCUCAAAGCUUGCGGACAAGAGAGGCCUAAACAGUCCAACGAAAAGCUCAUCCGCGAAAAGGAGGCGCACUUUAGUCCCGUCAGAUCACUCUAGCAAGGGGUGGCAUCAGCCUAUCAUCGAAUCAUCAGUGUUUAGUUCAGCACAAUCAAGCCCCCAGCAACUAGAGAUCAUUUCUGUACCUUCUCACACAGGUAGUGGAAGUAGAACUACAUCUUCCCAUCCAGGUCGACCUAAGAAUCCCACUCCAACACAGCUAAGGCUAUCCGAUAUGAAAUCCAACCGGCAUGAGUCAAAUGAUGAGCCAGCAUUGAAUAGAGAUAGUCUCCCGUUUUCGAGAAGCAUACAGCAGAAUCUCAGCGUGAAUGCGAUCAGGAAAGGCUCGAUUACCACCCAAGACUUUCUGAACGAAGCCACAAAGAUUAUGAAUCAUAUCCGGUCCCAUGGUGGCCGAAAAAGCGAACUACCUGGGCUAGAAGAAUCUAUAGCAGCCAGUGAUCGACACGCGCUGAGUGAAAUAUCAACACAAGAAGAGUUCUCACGGCCACCGAGCCGGGAAGGAGGCUGUUUACGCCGACAAAACCCACCAAAAGACCCUGAUCCGCAAAUUAUGAGUCAUCUGAAAAAGUUUGAAGAUACUGAUGAGCUGGAUGUUUUUAUGGGCACCUCUGUUAUGUCCCUGCAUCUUAAAUCGCGACAGUCGGGCAGUAAAUGGCAGGGAAAUGGCGGAACAGAAACUCGGGCCGACUUGACGAGCGGACAGCUACAAGAGGGACUAAACAGCUUACCACGGAGGCAAAUGAAUCAAUUUUCUACGAAUGACUUGGGGUUAUCAAAUGAGGAUUUUAAAACUGUCACGUCAACUGGAAGCAUCCCUACAGGCUCUACAGGGAGUGCAAAGGCCAAAGGGAUAAUAUCGUCACAAAUGGUAUCGCAUUUGAUUCCUGAAAAGGUUGGGGUCAUGACAUAUGAUCGCAUUCGUCACAUGUGGAUAAAAGGUCGUCUAAAUCAUAACAAAAAUUUCGCAUCAUUCAUUAGCGAGGACGAUCCAUUUGGAGAUAUUCCAGACCUCAGUAUUGAUGAACUACGGGAAUAUAUGGCAGCGGAAAAUUCCCCUUGUGAUUUGGUGAAACCUGGGGUAUAUAGCGAUACGACAAACAUGAAUAAAAAUUCAUGCCAAAAUCAGACAGAUAAAAUCUCAGGAAUGACUGGCUUGCCGCCACAGACCCAGGGGAGCAUUUACAACCCCCCAUUGGACACAAGUAGUGUGCAAUCCAAGUCCACCAGCUGCACUUCUAACGAGCCCCGGCCCGGGACAAGAGCAACAUCAUGGGCUACUUCUGAUCUUGGAAUUCCAUCCAUCCUUGCAGUCCGGCCAGAAUACGCUGAUUCUCAGCAAAGGAGAGUACCAGAUGUAAAAUGCAGUACUCCCCCCGGAAAUAAGUCACCCAUUUCAUUGCGUACCAUCAGCAAUGAUAGAAAAAACGUGAGCGUGGGCACUACAUCUCGAGAUACAGCUCAGACCCAUAAUACCAUACCCCUUGAGGUCACGACAGACCAACCAAAUUCAAACGACAUAGUCGACUUGCCACGAAAAAUGAACAGAGAAGACCCUAUUCAAUACCAGCACUCCCUUUCGCAAAUAAUUUUCCCCCAGACCUUCCGCCUCAGCGGAACUCUAGCUAGAAACGGCGCCUAUUGCACUACUGAGCAUAAUGAAAGCAACCUCUUACGAGAGCAGGUCGAACAAGAGCUUUCCGUUCUUCCUGUCCAAGAUGAAUUCUCUUUGCUAGCAUCGAAUUCCCAUCACGAUGCGAGCUACAGCUUUCACAUGAGCCCUCUAGCAGAAUUUACAGUUAACCAAAUCGAUGAAUCUAUGAGGCUAGAAGUUAGCUACGUAGCUGAAAGAACACAUCCCCAUUCUCUUCGUCAAGUCCAUGGUACAUUUACUCUGGCGGUUGAAGAAUUAAUCAAACACAUCACAGAUGUGGAGCCUUAUGAAGUGUAUUGGGAGCAUUUGCGCAGACUACACCUUCAGGGUAAAAAACUCAUUACACUGCUUCGUCUGAACAAAUACUGCUCCAGACUUGAGGAACUUGAUGCAUCAAAUAAUAACAUAGGUCAACUCAGCGGGGUUCCAACGAGUAUGCGCAGCCUAAACAUCUCGCACAACUUUCUGUCAAACUUGACUGCAUGGAGUCAUCUAUCCAAUCUUCAAUACCUCGACGUAUCGCACAAUCAUCUUGAGAACCUGGAUGGUCUAUCAGGAUUGAUUCAUCUGAGAAGCCUGAACGUGAAUAAUAAUAGGCUCAGAUGUAUCAAGGGUAUUCUUGGCCUAGACGGCCUUUUGACCCUAAAGGCCAGGAACAACUUGCUGACUUCUCUGGACUUUAAAGGCUCUGACCUGGUUCGCCUGAGUAAUCUGGAUCUGAGUGGUAAUCAUAUUUCGAGCAUUGCAAAUAUCGAUACUUUGAGCGCGCUCGAAAAGCUCAGUCUGGGGCGGAAUGAGAUUCGGGAAAUGUUCAUCCCAGGCACAUUACAGCAUUUGCGAUGGCUGAAGUUGUCAUACAACCAUCUCCUAAAUCUUGAUGUUUCGCCUUUUCCAGCGUUGCAACUGUUAUACCUCGAUUGCAACCACCUAACCACGAUUGAUAAACUUGAAACAUGCCCGCAUCUCGAAACUUUGUCAAUUCGAGAACAGACUGGAUUCUUCGAGAGCAAUAACAUGGUGGAACCCCUUGCAGUCGACUUCGAUCUGUCUUCAAACCUCUCAAUCCGCAAGGUUUACCUAUCGUGUAAUAGAGUCUCAAGUGAGAUGCUGUCUCCCGCCUGCCCUAUCUCGACGCUCCAAUUUCUCGAUCUUGCAUCCUGUGGGCUAGACGAGCUUCCAGAGGGGUUUGGGAAAAGCUACCCGAAUCUGAGAUCGUUGAAUCUCAACUUUAACGCUCUGUCGAAUAUCGAUUCACUUAGCGGGAUUUCCCGACUUUCUCAUUUGUCUCUCGUUGGAAACAGGAUUUCCCGACUUCGAAAAUGUUGUCAAACCCUCAAAACUGUGGGUGGAUUGAAAGGGUGUUUGACCAAGGUAGAUCUGAGAGGAAAUCCGCUUACUGUUGGGUUUUAUCCUUCUCCAGUAUCUGGAAACGGACGUUCAGCAGGGGUGAAGACUGACAAUCUUUUCACGCCUAAAUCCCAUCAGCUUACGAGACGCGUUGUGGUGGAGGACGAUACUGCUGAUGAUAAUGAUGCCCUUGCGCCACUCGGCGGAUGUGUUGAUGUCGCUCGUGUCGAGCAUGGGGACCACGCAUCUCUCACUCGACCAGGAUUUGAAGACGUUGAGGUUGAGAUCGAUGACCCCUACACGGUCCCCGCAGCAAAUUCAGCUGCCGAUAAGAAAUACCUGGCGCAUCUCGACGAGGCGACCAAGCUUCGACGGCGAGUUGUCGAGCUGAUGGUCCACGCCGCCACAUGCAGCCGGCUGAAGGUACUGGACGGCCUUCAUGUUGAGGAGAGAGAUGCCGGGCAUCUGAAAAAGGACUGGGUCUGGGAACGGCUGGUUGAACUGGGAGUUUUGAAGAAAAAGGCGCAUUGA
Molecule: messenger RNA, 5046 nt
Organism: Ophidiomyces ophidiicola
Lineage: Eukaryota; Fungi; Ascomycota; Eurotiomycetes; Onygenales; Onygenaceae
Gene: NUD1
Product: Protein nud1
Exons: 2
Coding region: 1-5046 (1681 amino acids)
Molecular function (GO): protein binding
Source: RefSeq, a predicted model, not a curated record